Molecule: messenger RNA, 3081 nt
Organism: Triticum aestivum (bread wheat)
Lineage: Eukaryota; Viridiplantae; Streptophyta; Magnoliopsida; Poales; Poaceae
Product: protein NUCLEAR FUSION DEFECTIVE 4
Exons: 3
Coding region: 787-2568 (593 amino acids)
Cellular component (GO): membrane
Source: RefSeq, a predicted model, not a curated record
CAUCGUCUGACCAUCUCGUUCUCAUCGCAUGAAAUACAGUCAUCCUCACACAAAUACCAGUUCAUCAUUUCGGUCUCUUCUAUCUUCCCAACCAUCAUAAAUUCUUUCUUUCGAUUGAGCACUGCGUCUUUUGCCACUGCUUUUCUCCUCGACUUUUGCUGCAUUCGGUUCAUCAAUUGGUGUAAAGGUGUUCCCUUCUCGUUCGCCAUCAUUUCCUCUUCCUCCUCUGCGAUAAGGCUGCUCAUAGUGGAGAGUAACUUAGACUAGUAACAUGCAUAUGUUACUAGUCUAUGUUACUACCUUCAUAGUGGGUAGUAUCAUAUAUGUGGUAACAUACAUGUCUUCAUUUAUUACUUUGUAGACUCAUUUUGCAUUGGAAAGCGCUAUGUGAUGGUAACAUAUUAUGUUACUCUAUUUGCCUCUCUCCUCAUUAACUACUUGCCACCUCAUCAUUUUUGCUUAUGUGGCACCUAAGUUACCACCUAUGUUACUCCCCCUAUGACCAGCCUAAACAAAUUUUGUUUAGCGCCACCGCCUCCACCUGACCUGACCCCAGCAAAAGCCAAGCCAAGCGCCCUGCCAUUAAAAGCCUUCCUUUUUUUGGCUCCAAAUCUGCGUCCGGUCUGGUUCCUUCCUUCCUUCCACCAAUCUCUCCGGCGGCUCCAGGACGGGAUAGCUUCCUCCCAUUCCAUUCCACCAUCGAAAUCCAAUCCUUGACCUCGGGCGACCUCCCUCCAAUUCCCCAACAGCAAGCAUAAGCCUUCUUUUUUGGGCACUCCGACGGGGAUGGGGAUGCUCGCCGACAGGCUCAGGGCCUUCUCCACCAACCGAUGGCUCGUCUUCGUCGCCGCAAUGUGGCUGCAGUCCAUGGCCGGCAUCGGCUACCUCUUCGGCGCCAUCUCGCCAAUCCUCAAGGCCGCGCUCGGCUACAACCAGCGCCAUGUGGCGGCGCUCGGCAUCGCCAAGGACCUCGGCGACUGCGUCGGCUUCCUCGCCGGCUCGCUCUCCGCCAUGCUGCCCGCCUGGGCCAUGCUGCUCAUCGGCGCCCUGCAGAACUUCCUCGGAUACGGAUGGCUCUGGCUCAUAGUCACCAAGCAGGCGCCGCCGCUGCCUCUCUCCAUGAUGUGUGUCCUUAUCUUUGUUGGAACCAACGGCGAGACAUAUUUCAACACAACUUCACUAGUUACAUGCAUCCAGAAUUUCCCAAAGAGCAGGGGCCCAACUGUGGGCAUUCUGAAAGGAUUUGCUGGGCUUAGCAGUGCAAUUCUGACUCAACUGUUUGCAGUAAUGCACACACCAGAUCAUGCAACUCUUAUCUUCAUGGUCGCAGUCGGGCCAUCACUUGUUGCCAUUGGCCUCAUGUUUGUUAUAAGGCCUGUCGGAGGUCACCGACAGGUGCGGUCAUCUGACAAGAACAGCUUCAUGUUCAUCUACACCAUUUGCUUGCUCCUUGCCUCAUAUCUCGUUGGUGUCAUGCUAGUCCAAGAUUUCCUGGAAGUGAGUGAUAAUGUGGCUAUUUCUCUCACAGUGUUUCUUUUCAUCUUGCUUAUUUUACCGAUCGCGAUCCCCGUGGUCCUGACAUUUAGCUUGAAAACUGAAUAUCCAAGUCCAUAUGAAGAGGCUCUGCUGUCUGAAGCAUUAAAAGGAGAGGCAGGUACUUCACAUGAAAGGGAGGAUCAACCAGAGUUGAUUCUAAGUGAGAUGGAAGACGAGAAGCCUAAAGACAUAGACUCUUUAUCCCCAUCUGAAAGGAGGAGGAGAAUUGCAGACUUGCAGACCAAGUUAGUUCAAGCUGCAGCAAGAGGUGGGGUUAGAGUCAGGAAGGGACCACGUAGGGGGGAGAACUUCACCCUGAUGCAGGCAUUGGUCAAGGCUGAUUUUUGGCUUAUUUGGUUAUCGCUUCUGCUCGGGUCUGGAUCCGGGCUGACGGUGAUUGAUAAUUUGGGUCAGAUGAGCCAAGCUGCCGGUUUCGAAGACGGACAUAACUUCGUGUCAUUGACGAGCAUAUGGAACUUCCUUGGUCGUGUUGGAGGUGGCUAUUUCUCUGAGAAUAUUGUCAGGGAACAUAAAUACCCAAGGCACAUAGCAUUGGCCUUGGCUCAGAUACUCAUGGCUGCUGGACAUUUCCUCUUUGCAAUGGCUUGGCCUGGAACUAUGUACAUGGGAACCUUCCUGGUUGGGCUUGGAUAUGGCACUCACUGGGCUAUUGUGCCGGCUGCUGUUUCUGAACUUUUCGGCGUAAAACACUUUGGCGCGAUGUAUAAUUUCCUCACAGUAGCAAACCCCACAGGGUCGCUGAUCUUCUCAGGUCUCAUUGCCAGUAGCUUCUAUGACUAUGAAGCUGAGAGGCAAGCACAGCGCCGUCAAAGCUCAGCGUCGUCGUCUCCACAGUUUCUUCAGGGCAUGGGUUUACUUGCAGAUGGGCCACUGAAGUGUGAAGGGGCUGUUUGCUUCUUUGUCAGCUCGUUGAUCAUGUCGGCGUUUUGCGUCGUGGGUGCUGGCUUGAGCCUUGUCAUUGUUCACAGGACCAAGCGAGUCUACUCUCACCUCUAUCGAUCUGUCCGGUGAUGAACUUUUUUUUUCCAUGGAUAGACCAUCCCCGUUGUACCAUGUACCAUACAUACAUUAUUAAACAUAUGAUACAUGAACCAAGAUACAAGAAGUUAAAGUUUAUUUGUUUGUAUAGUUGCAGACCAUUUUAUAGUUUGUACUGUAAGCAACCCGUCCCCAGAUGUAAAUUGCAGGGUUUUUUUGUCCGAGGAUGCGACUGUGUAUUUAUCUGUCAAAUGCUACUUUACUUUGGCUGUAAUGAACCCUCUCUGAUGAUAACACCUUGUAUGAUUUCUGCCAAUGCUGGAAACAUCAAACUUGUGAAACUGCCCGGCUAUUUUUAUUAGACUUUCUUGCCGUGUAUGAAACUUGUGACUAGUAAAUGUUCUCAUGCUCUUUCAUGUAUAUAUAUAAGGAGUAGUAUACUAUGGAAUAAUACCCUCAAAUGACCAGAGUCAGGAAUUCAAACUGCAAAAUGAUUGUGGAGUGGAGCACCUCCACUUUUUGUCGCUGGAGUUUCCGUGCUAUUUA